AUGACUGAAGAUUCUACGAUGCAGAUGACAAAGGUAGGACAUGAGAUGGUGACUGUCCCUCGUUGAUUGUCUAUGCUGUAUGCUGGGGAGCGACCAUUGAAGGAGAUGGCGGCUUCCUUCUCCUUGCCAGAUCUAGCUAGUAGGUUUGAGAUCGGGGGGGGAACAAUCACACUGGUUGGGUGGGUGAAAGCUACCAUGCAGGAAAUGCUGGAGGUAAUUGGGGAAUUGGAGAAGGGGUGCAUUUGUCAGCCUGAUGCUCUUUCUGAUAGGAGCCAGAUGGACGCCUGGAUGAGCCACUGUUACGACAUGUUCGAUUUGGGGUGUGCUCAGGGCGUUGCACAGGUGAAGAGCAUGGGAGGGGAGCUGCCAGAGAGUAUGGUGGUGGAUGGACACUCUCUCCUCGGUCAAUCGCGGUCACCAUCGCCACCGCAGUCCGCGCUUCAUCUCACAAGCAUGACAGCAACAUCAAUAAGUGAUCCGCUAUGGGUUACAGAUUUGCUGAAUGAAAGAGCAGCACCUUCUCCACUAGCAGAUUGUUUGGUAAGGGAGGCACAACUGCUUCUUAGCCAUUCGCCCGUGGAAUCACACAUCAUCAGUUCUACAAGGUCAACAACAAAGGAACUGAGUACUCCCACGUGGAUCUUGGAGUCCGCUGUUAAUGGGGAGCACCAUCAACGGGGGUGUCUAAAACUCAAGUUCAGUGUUCAGCAAUCAUGGACAAUGGGCAUCAAGAAGACAUCUGACGGAUCUGGUGAGAUUUUCAAUCCACAAACCAUGUGGCCAGCUCCUACGGGCAUGGAGAAGGAGAAGACAUCUGGCGUAUCUGGCGAGCCUUGUAAUUCACAGACGCUGACGCCAGCUCUUUUAUGGGCAUCAAGACGACGUCUGGUGGAGCUGAAGCCUGCUCUUAUGGGCAUCAAGAAGACGUCUGGCGGAACUGGUGUACUAUUCAAUUCACAAACGAUGACUCCCGAUGCCAGCUCUUAUGGGCAACGAGAAGACAUCCGAGGGAACUGGGGAGCCUUUUGAUUCACAACCAGCCACGGGUGUGUGGCAGUUGGGGAGGGACGGGUUUUGUAUCAGCGGGUCCUCCUAUCAUUGGCGGUUGGUCAUCUCGAUGCAAUAAGGGUGAGAUGCGGAGUGGACAGGAAAUGGAAUGGUUGAUUGCAUGGGGGGCGCUAACCUUUGAGAUCCUCAUGUCUGGGCAGUGAUUUGAUGUUCGAACAGGGCAGGGUGCACUUCCUUCUUACGACUAAUUCUCGUGAUCCGAUUUGUGUGAUCUUUUGUGUUUUGUAUUCUUUCAGCGGAAUUUUCAAGGUUUUAUUAGGCGCUCUCGCCUGGGUGUUCCUGCGUUGCUUAGAUUUC
This is a messenger RNA of Chara braunii, 1365 nucleotides long. The record is from the annotation of a GenBank genome assembly. NCBI's taxonomy places the organism in Eukaryota, Viridiplantae, Streptophyta, Charophyceae, Charales, Characeae.